Messenger RNA from Racocetra persica, 149 nucleotides. The record is from the annotation of a GenBank genome assembly. Lineage: Eukaryota; Fungi; Glomeromycota; Glomeromycetes; Diversisporales; Gigasporaceae.
CCCAGGUCCAAUAUCCGUAGCAGAUGAAGCACCCACAGCACAUAAAGGGAUCAAAGUUUACACUUCACAAUCUACAACUUCUGAUCAAAGGCGAGCACUUCUCUUCAAUGUUGGUGAACCAUUUAAAGUAUCAAUGAAUGAAUUCGAUA